AUGAUUUUACUGUUCUUUUCUAUCUACUUGAGCAUUUUAUUUGGGGCUUUUCUCGGGACUGUUGCUCUCAUCAUGUUCGGCAUGAGGUUUGAAAUUUUUCUGAUUCAAGAUUUUUCCAAGAAACUGUCCAUGGAAUGGCAGAACAAAAAAAAAAUUGAAUUUGGCAAAAUGAUGAGAAUAGAAAAGGAAUUGGCGUUUUUUUGUAGAUUUUCUGCAAGUUUUCUUAUCGUACCCAUCAUUGUCCGGAAUGUUUUUCUUCUUUUAAAAACAGAAGAGAACAAGAUUAAACGUCUCGGUUUGCAAAAGGAAUUUCUACAAACCAAAACUUUUUUUUUUUUACAGCUCAUUGAGAUGUGCGUUCUGGUCUGUCGUGAAAAAAACUUUAAUGGAACUUUCUGAAGCUGACUGUCAAUAAAUCAUAGAAAUCCUCACGAAGAAUUCCAAAACCGCUUUAAAUAAGCUCUUUCAGCUGGGGCAACCUGCCGCAUCUGUAUCUCCGUCUGAUCGGUCGGAUUCAGUCGUAUUUCCCCAAACCUGCUACAAGGCUUCCGAAAAAAUUCUGCGAUCAUAUCAACAACGACCAGGUAAUUUGUUGAGUCGUCUAUGAAUUUGAACUUUUUCGCAGACGUCAAUGUGCGCGGUUCCUGUUCACUCGAACGUAGACGGCGCUGGACUUUCUUUGCCCUUUGAAACCUUCAAAGAAGGGCUGAACGCAAUUGUUGAUGUGAGUUAAAAAGAGAAACUUUAUCCUUGGCUUAAUCUAAAAAAUGUGCAAACUACUGGCAGUGAUAUAGUGGAAUGCCUGUCGAUACAAAAUUGGAAAGAUUUCAAAAUUGGAAAGACUUCUUUGAGAGGCACUGAGACCUCAAGGCAAAAAAAGGUGCAUUAACGCCUAAAAUUCCUCUUUCUGCGAUUUUUUUUUCUGUCGAAGGCUUGAAGCCAGAAAUCAAUGAAUUUUUCUUCAUCAAACCUUCAUUCUUCUAACGAUUGAUUAAAAAUUUUUCUAGGGAGAUUUUGCCAGUGCGUUUGAUCCAGCCACCACGACCAGAGAAACUUUAAUGGGAUUCAGACAUGCGACCAACUGGACAGCAGCUCAGAUUGUAUUUUUCUACACAUGUCUGCUUUUCAGGUCUGUUUUUACUUUAAGAGAGCAACUUUAGUGAUUUUUUUUUCAGAAUUUCUUUCCUUCUGCCUGUUCGCUUUUGUCUUCUUCUUACUUCCUUCGCAUUUGUCGCAUUAGCCGGUUUCAUUGCUUCAAUCAAAGUAUGUUAAACUUAUGAUAUUUUCUAGAUUUUUUAAUUCCAAUUUUUUUAGAAGCUCAACAAUUUCGAGAAAACCUGGGUAGCGAUUGUUUAUUGUCGCCUUUUCUGCUCGGGAAUGGGCGUCAUCGCAAAUUUUCGCAAUAAGGAAAAUCGCCCUCGUCGCCCGGGUUGGUAUGAAAAUUUAAAUGCCGGCUUUACACAUUUAUUAAUGAGGGUCUCAAUAAAACAACAUUUUUUCCCCAAUUUUUUCUUUGCGGCUCAAGGAAAUGUAAAAGUAUCGUUUUUUGCGCUUUUCAUACUUAACAAAGUUUACACGCAUGUAUCCAGUUGAUUCAUCAGAAAAAAAAAAAUGCAUAUUCCGACUUGAAAACGCUCCUUAGAGCACAGCGAAUAGCCUGAAAUUCAUUCAGUAUUUAAAAAAUUUCAGGAGUGGCCGUGUCGAACCAUUUGACCCCAAACGACAUUCAAAUCCUGUUUUCCGGGACCCCUCAUGGCAGUUCAUAUGGUUUCGUAGUGACUGGUCAGAAACAUGUCGGAAUUAUCGGUUUUGAAGUUGAUCACAUAUUUAUUUUGCUUGUUUUUCAGGUUUGAUCGAAAGACUCGUGGAAAAGCUGUGCCCUUCUAUUUGGGUCGAGAGAAAGUGCAGCACUGACAGACAAUCUUUUCUCACCGAAAUAUUGAGAAUCGCUCUGGUUUAGACUUUCUCAACUUAUAUAAUGAUCACUUGGACUUCAGAAAGACGGACCAGUUCUCAUGUUCCCCGAAGGAUACUGCUCAAAUAAUUCUCAGGUUAAUUGUACUCUGGAUUAAAAGUGAAGAGUAAAAAAGUUCCAGGUUCUGCAAUUCCGUAAAGCUAUUUUUGAAGGCAGCGUCAAUAUAUAUCCAAUUGCUAUUCGGUUUGUUCUACACAUUGUUCAAAAAAAAUCAGAGUGUGUGGUAUGUGUGCCUCACAGCUAAAAAUUAAAAAAAAAGGUGCGCUUUUAAUUUCGAACAUUGACUUUGAUGAAUAUCUUUCAUGAUCUUUUAUGGAAUAAAACAUGAAAUUUUUAGCAUUUCAAAAAUAUUAGCCAUGAUUUGAUCGAAGAAAAAAGACAGAUCAUCCGAAUUCAUUUUCCUUUUUUACAGACAGAACGCCAACUUUGGCGAUGGAUUUUGGUACGAUGAACAUUUUCACAACUAUCUUGUUCGUGUGAUGUGCAGUUGGGCGAUAUCUUAUGACAUCCAGUAUCUUGGUAAUUCUUUCAUAUUUUGGUGGUACGUUAGACCUACGUUAGAUAUUAAGAUCCACAAACACAUUUAAAAAAUCUGAGGCUGACAAAGUGAGUUUCAGAAAAACAAAUUCGGUCAGAUACUGAGACAAAUGUCGAGUUCGCCUGCCGUGUUCAAAGCAUGAUCGCCAAGGCUAUCGAUGUUCCCUGUAGCAAAUACGGCGGCACCGUUUGGUACAAGUGAGUCGGAAAUUUGUUUUUAAGUUUCCGAGAAAAAAUUCUUGAAAGAAAAGACAUCCCCUGUGCUAGUUUUUUUUCUGAUCGGACGAUGAAAAAUGAGAUUAGGAGGUCAGAAAUUUGACUGUUAUGGCUAUUUUGAAAACCAGCCCUAAUGGUUUUCUGGAUACUUGGAUGCCCGGCAUUUAGCUAUAACAUUUUCACAAGGGAUGUGUCUGGUGUGAACAUUGUAGAUGUGGUCCGAACUUCUGUUGGUAGGUUCUUUUAAGUAUUUAAGUAUCGAAACACGAACAUACGAAGAAUUAAGAGCGAAGCGCGAUAGGGCAUUGCAUAGAGAAAGUUUUCAACCCCCAUUUGAUUUUUUGAUAAAACCUUUUUUCAAGUGCACUUAAGGACCUCCUGAUUGCAGAACAAAAAAAUUUCUCGCAACAGAUCCUUUUUUUUCAUAAAAUUUGAAGUUUCAAAGUCCGCAAAUUAAAGAAUUAUGACAAAAAAGCGCUAUUCCCAGGUUUUGAAGUUUCCUAACUCAAAAACGGAAUGCGAAAAAAUUUUUUGUUCUGCAAGCGGAAUUUACACUUCUAAAAUAAAAAUCAGCGAAGUUUUAUCGAAAGUUCGAACGGAGGGUAAAAAAAAUUCCCUGGUGAGGAAUAUCUCGUAAGAAAUAAACGGAAAAUGCUUGAAAAUUUAUUCUCCUUGGAAUAACCGCUAUUUAUUUUCUUUUUCGAGGACUCUCUUCUAGGAGUACUUUCUACAGUUUUUUUGAUCUGCAAUGUUCAGAGAAGUUGAAUGUUUCGAACAAGUCAGUCCACCUUUUUGAGAGACGAAAACAAAAAAAGUGAAAAAAAAAUCAAUAACCAAAACUAAAAUCCGACAAAAUCAUGGAUCAUGGACUGCGUUGAAUUUGGUUUUAUUUUUAGUACAAUACCGACAGUAAGCUGUUUUUUUUUUCAAAUGCGAAUUUCAGAGCACUCGAGCGCGAGAAGAUACGGAAGCAGCAAGAGCUCGCGAACGCGGCUAGCAUCGAGAAAAACGAAUCCGCCAUCCGGCCUUUCCUAUCCCCUUGUUAUCCAGUGAAUGACACUCACUACAAGGAACCUGUUUCUGUAUAUAGUUAGAUACUUUUUCUUUGCAGAAAAUGUCUGGAUUCUUAUCUUUAUUUGAUAAAUGCGGUGGCAAAUCUUGUACAAAGUUUUUUUCACUAGUUCGUUCGGUUUUUAUUAUCGUUCAUUGAUUUGCAUAUGUAAAACAACUGGUAUCUGUUUAAUAAGCAUUCAAAAUUGUCUAUGUGAAAGGAAUAAAAUAUUGACCUGUAAUUUUUGAGUUUUUUCUGUUACACACACGGCACGUUCAAAUCGAAAAAAUAUUGAAAAUGUCGCAAUACGAAUUUGCAAUUUUGGUGACUCUGUUUAGAACUGGCAAAAUUGUCAAUGACAUUUUUACCAGUUCUAAAUAAAACAUUGAAAAAGAGAUAAAAAAGUCUUGCAGUCAUGGCGUUGAAAAACAUUCAAAAAUAAUCUGUAUGUACGUUUUUUUUCGUUUCAGGUCAUAAAGCUUUUUUAAACGAAUUGUGCUCUUCAAAACGUCGCAAAAAAGUUGCAAACAGACUAUAUACAACAAGAAGAGUCACCUUACAAAAGAAAAAAAAGAGAAUAACGAAAGACAAGGUGUGAAAAGGGAAAGGAACGCUGCUGCUGCGUCAAGUGCGCGCCAUUGAGAACGAACGAUUUUGGGGAGGCCACUCUGUUUAUUUUCAAGUGGUCAGCGUUCGCAUUCUUCAGCUCCUUGUCUUUCAAAUUCUUGACUUCAACAACAUUUCUAUUUGAAUGAGACUUGUAUUUCAUUGUUUUUGCAAGCUUUCUGUAUAAGUUUUCAUCCUUUUCUAAGAAGCGUUUCGUUAUAUUUAUUGUUGAAAAAAAAACUUAAUUUUUUUUUCAAACUUUCAGAUUUCUGAGUAACACGACUGAAAAGAGGGUUUCGAAUCAAAUGUGAAAAGAGUACCGGUUUCAGUAGAUUCUAGAAAGGUUUGUCUUUUUUCCAGAGCUUCGUACUAUUAUUUAAAAAUAACAUUUGAAUUUGAUCAAAUCUAAUUCAACUCACAACAAUUUUUUAAAACAGCAUUCUUUGAAAUUCAUACGAAACGUGGAGUACAUGCCAUUUUGAAACUCUAUUCUACGGAAGAUGUGAAAGGAAAAAAAUUCCGAGUUAAAUUUUUUUGAACUCCAAAAGUUAUAUGCAUUUGAUUAAAACAAAAUUUUCAGUUUUGAAAUUGAAUAAUAUCGACAGUACUAUGGGUCACACGCAAAGCACCGAGAAGGCGAAUGCUUCUAAAUCUUAUAGUUUUGGUUGGUUUUUUUUUUCUUUCUUAGCUCCGCCCUAGCUUUUACGGACAGAAGGUUCAUGGGAAAAUACAUAUUAAUCUUAUGUAUUUUGAUUUGCGUCUCCAGGAACGUUCAUCAACCUUUUUCAAAUUUUUCUCUAAAAAGCUCUCCCUUUGUUUUUUUGUAUUUUAAUAAUCAAAUCUUUUUCAAUUCAUUAAAAUUUUUGCAUUAUUGAAAAAAAUUCAUGGCAAUAUUUUUUUACAGAAAAAAAUUUUUGAAUAUCAUACGGAGAAGUUGGAAAUAAGUGAUAUUUUUUCUUUGUUUCACAGGACCUCAACUGCAUUUUUCUGUUUGUUCAUGCUCCUAUCGAUUGAAGCCUCUUCUGAUUGCUUUUAUUUUUCUUCUUGAUUGGAAAUGGGAUGGCUUCAUGUGAGUAUUAUUAUGGAAUACUUUAUCAAAAGAGAUCCUUCUUCGUGACGCUUUUUCUGAGCUUCUCCAUUUUAUUUUUCACUGUUUGUGCAGAGUGGAAUGUUUUAAAAAAACCAAUGGAAUUUUUUUGAGAAAAAAAUAUUAUUUCAAAGUUGGAAUAGAAAUUUUUUUCUAGUUUUUGGUCAAGACUAAAAAUAUUCUAAUACCAUCUAAAAAGUUGUUUUUACUAAUUUCCUCCUUCGAAAACUCGGGUUUCUUCGUGCCGCCUCGUUUUUUCGAUCACUGUUAAAAUUACAUUUCUGUAGAUUUUCUGAGAUGCUAAACUCUUCGGUCAAAUAUUUCCUUUGCACAAGGCUACGUUAAUCAUGCGUUUUAUUAAAAGUAGGCCGUCAAUGGGAUACAGUAAUCUCAAAAUGGUUUUUUCUUUGAAAUUUUCUCAUUUUCCUUUUUUGUUUCUCAACCUGUUCUUCAAAGCUCGAAAGCUUGAAAAUUCGAAAAAAAGACCUCCUAAUUUUGAAAACGGUGUUGUAUUGUUAAGCAGCGCAGUUUACACAAAAAGAGCGCUCUCAUUCAAUCGACCGCGUGUACCCAAUUUCAUAAUGGUGGUGCCUGGGAUAUAUGGAUGGCUGAAAUCCCGAAGAAUAAAACUAGCCGCGGCCGAGGAAAGGGGUGGCCGGACAAGAGAGGAGCCUCCGAAACCGCAGAAUUGACGGUCAGGCACGCAGGGUGGGGUCAAGCGUGUGUCUCAACUCAAAUGGCUAUUCGUACCGUUUGUCCUCAUCCUUUUCUAUUCUCAUCUUGCACAUAUUCUCAAAAAAAAUUAAAGUCUUUGAUGGUCUGUUUUUUUUUGACCAGACCAUCAGAGAAAAAAAACGUGACAGAUUUAAGCCAAAAAUACGCUAAAUUCAAAUUCUUUUCAGUGGUCAUUUUUGCUAUCAAUGACUCAUAAAGUCUCGUUUUCUCUCUUAGAUUGGGUAAGAAUUCCUUCUUUUCAGUACGAUUUUUUAAUCUUUUUCGAGAAUUCUAGCAAUACUUAGCAGAAUUAUUGACUCAUAAAAGCUAUUUAUUGCGUUUUGAGCUCCUAGAAGCUCAGUCCAGUUGUUCAUCAUUUUUUUUCGAAGUUCUAAUAUGUCUAUAUUUUUGAAGGUUUUUCAAAUAUUUACUUUUCAACAGCUUCAAAGUGUUGAGAACUUGAGACUCAUGAAAAUAUCGACAUCGAAACCACGCCCUUCUCUAUUUUUUUUUCAUCUAUUCAAUGGUCACUUUUUGCUAGGAAUGUCUCAUAAAGCCUUGAGUGACAAAUAUCGAAAUUUAGGUUGUAGUCAAAGGAUAUUUUUUUCAUGCAAAUAAAAUCUUUUGAAGCUUCACGAAGGGCUAGCAAAAAUUAGCAAAAUUAUUUGUGCAUAAAGUUUGCAUGUGUUUUCAGUCUUGAAAAGCUGUCUGACAACUUUUUUUUCUGUUUUUGCUCUGUUUUUCUCUGUGGUUUAAAAAUAAUUCUCCGUCCAUUUCACACUUCUAACUGAAAAAAAUAAUUCUGAAAAUUUUUCAGAAAAGUUUCCGCUCCAGAUUAUUUUUGUGAUGAAAAACUGCUUUACAUCUGCUUGAAAGGGAAAAAAAUAGAAAAAAAGCUUUGAAGCCCGGCAGGAAAUAAAAUUUUUCAACACAGAGAGUAGCAAUUGUGUUCGUUCGAGUGGUGACCAUUGAAAAAAACGCUUCGGAACGCGAAUUGAGACUUAAAUUUUUUUGUUUCCAUAACAAGUUGAAUUUUUUUCUUUUCUAAGUUUUAAAAUUAAUUUAUGAGUACGGUGAGCGCGCAGUUUUGACAUUGUCUAGCUAUAAAUGCCAUCUUUCCCAAUUUGUAUUGACAUUUGUUCGCCUUCUUUUCUUUCAAAAUUUAAAAUUCUCACGAUAACCCAGUUUUUAAACUUCCGUUGUAUGGUUAAAUGUCCGUUAGGCGUAGUGAGCAUCCUUAUCAAUACAAUUCACGACAUUUUCACCUCCCUGAAUGUUGAUUCAGGCGAACAGCCCGAUAAGCAUUUUUCUAUCCCAAUCGAAAUCAUUCAACUGCACUUAACGAAGCGAAACUUUACACCAUUUGCUCAUUUACCUUAGCCAGCCAACGAAAGGCCGCCCUAUGAAGUUUGAAAUUUGAGAAGCCCCAUUGCUUUUUUGAAACUACCCUUUGUUUGAAUAUUCCAUGAUUCUAAUUUUUUUGUAGCUUUCCAAGCAUUACUGAAAUAUUUGUAGUUGUACUUGCUCAAAAAUACUUGAAAUCGUUUAGACCGAAUUCUGGCAAAAAUCUUUGAAAUGAGAAAAACUCAGAAAUUGUUUUUGUAAAUGUCAAGUACUACAAUUUAGUGAAAAAUUGAUGUUUUCUCCGUUUCUAUCACGUUUUUUGAAAACACGCUUUCGGAAAUCAUCAAGACGGUGGUUUUCUCUUCAAUCUUUCGAAACACCACUAUUUUCUACUCAUCUUCUCGCUCCAUCGAUUUUUUUUCCUUAGCGGAGCCUACGAUGAAGCUGAAAAUGAGUCACGCUCCUAGCUUUGAAUUAACGAGCGAAACGGCGACGGCGGACCCCACGCUGGGAGAUGACGGCCGCCUGGUAAUUACAAGAGCCCUCGGGGUGGUUCAGAAAAGUCCGACAAAAAUGACGGAAAAUUACGAUUCCAACCAGAUUUCUGAGUCUACAUAAUGAAUGUUUUCAAUCUUUUCCUGUCAAAAAUUUCGCGCUUUGCUGUUUAUAAACCCAAGAAAUAAUUUUUUGUUCGAGAGUUUGAACAUUCUUCUCAGCUUCUCGUAUUUAGUUGGAAAAGACCCCCACCAAUUAAAUUUGUCCGAAAAGCUCUUCAAUUUAUUUAGCAAAAAAAUGUUCAACAAGAAAAAAAUCAAUUGUGAAAAAAAGUUCAAAACUGAAUGAAAAAAACAAUCGUGAAUGAGAUGCAGCCAAAAAUAAUUAAAUUUUUUUUUGACUUUUUUUUACUUUUCGAUUAUAUGUCUUAAUCUGAAAGAAUUUCUGGGUUUGUGAAAGGUUUACAAAAAACUUUUUAUGCUUCUGUAAUAUCUCCUUUCGAUCAAUUUCUUAUCAAAUUUCUUUUUCGGACCAUUCUUAUUUUCAUUCUACCAUUUUUUGAUUGUACGCAAAUGACGCGACAAAAUAUCGAAAAGAAAAUAUUUCAAAGCACAUCGUAGGCCAAAGAUGCUUGAUUUGUACAAUUAUGCAUCACAAAAUUGAUAAACGGUGUAUGAUUCUUAGUGUUCUUUGUAAAAUUGUUCUUGCUCUCGAAUCUGCGACCUCGAAAACCGGUACUGAUGGAAAAGCGCGGGUCGUGCUAAUAUUAGAGUUGCGUGUUUUAAAACUUGGUUAUCGGUGCCACGGUUGGGCGUUGAGGACACCUCAGCUCGAGUGCUAGCGUAACUUACUGUUUCUGUCGGGCUUUUUCUGUUUUCCCCCGACCUCUCAACAGCGUCAGACGAGCGCGGAGACAACAUUCCCGCUACUUAUUUCCUCAAAUUCUCAUUUUUUUUGCUUUUUUAAAUGAUUGAACCUUCUUUUCCAUCCUUCAUUUUAUUGUUCAAUUGAGGAAAACCUAAUUUUUUUAAAGACUUACUAUAGAAAUGCAAACGUUCUCCUUUUUCAGUCUUUUCAAACAAUAGAAUUUCACCGCGACUCGGGAUCGUGAAAUAGCCUCGGGACAACUUUUUUGUUUUCUCUUUCAUCCCAUGCACAAAACCAGCUUCUCCUUGUCGUUCACACUUUGCGCAAAACGUUGCCAAUUGUUCCUGACUGACAUGGAUUCAAGUCCAAGAAAAUCUAAUAAUACAUGAAGUUUAGUGGAAAAAAUGAAUUUUAAUUGACCCCUUAACAAAAACUCGCAUGAAAUUUGCAACUGUAGCAGAAAAGUUUUUGCGACCUUAAAUGGUUUGGUGAUCUUUACCAUAAUCAAACAGCAUAAAACAUAAAACUAUAAAACUUCGAAUUGUCUUCAGAUGAAGCAAAUUUUUGCCUUCUUCGUUGAGUAAAAGGGAAACUGAAAAUUUUUCUUCUCCUAUAUUUUUUCUGAGUCGCCACCUAACAACUCUAAAAUAGCUUUUUAACUUUUCUAACCCAAAAAUCACUUCGAACAGCUUUUACAGAACAAUUUUUUUCGAAUCUUCGAUGAAUUUUACAAGUAUUUGUUUAACUUUACUUGGAAGAUUUAAAAUUUGCAGACACCAGCGGCGACAAGUGGUCUGACACGACCGAAUGGGCCGUCACCGGAAUUGCUCUACCGACUAAAAACGACACCGAGGUAACAUUCAUCUACCGCACUUGAGAUUUUAUUGGCUUCUCAUGGAUAUUAUCAUGAAUAGAGAAAGAAGAAGAGAAAAAAGCCAUUGACGUUUAGAUGACGCGGCGGCCCUCUUCGGUAGACACGUUUCGGGUAUACCAGCCAGAAUCCACUUUCUUCCGCCACAGCCGGUGAGGAGUUGUUUUACUUUCAUUUUUUUUUCGAGAGUUCGUUUUUUUUUCCAAUUUUUACCCUAAAAGAUAUUCAUCUUCGGAGUUUCAUCAUCUUAUAUUUUGCUCCAAAAACUUCAUCUUCGAGCAAAUUAUUUUUUGAUCCAUUCAUCACAGGCUGGAAAUGAAGGUCAAUGAAAGCCUUCAAAUACUCAUAAAAAUGUUAAAAAGGAGGUUAUUCCUCCGUAUAUUUUUUUACGUUCUGAGCCACAGAGGAAAAUUUAACUUUAUUGGUUUUUUUUUUAUACAAUUAGUUCUUUUACUGCUUUUAAGAGACUUCUGUCCUUGUAUAUUUCAACUUGAGUUUACUGAACUACUAUUUUUGAACUACAACAAAAUUCUGUGAAUGAUUUUUAUUCGUAUUCGACCCACAGUAGGACUUCUCUGUUUUUCAACUUUUAAGAGAAGAAAUUUAUGUCACAAUUUUUAAGUAAGUAAGUUUCAAAGUUCUGCAAUUGAGCUGUAGAACGAUCCUCCGUAUCGAAAGACAGCAACUCGACAAACAAUAGAAGUCCGCAAAACAGAGAAAGAUGGAUGGAAAAGAGAGGAACAGGCUAGCCUCACACAUACACACACAUACACACACUCACACACAGAAACAAAAAGAGGGGUUGAUCCGCGACCUCCGCAUAUGGACGACAAAUAGGCCAAGCCUCGUCAAUCAAUCUUCUUUCAACUGUUUGGGCGACAGAAGCAAUCAAUAAAAAGACGGAAAACAUUGGAACAGUUUUAAUAAUAAUAGUUUAUUUAGUUUUUCAGAAUUUCUUGGGUAAAGUUCCUAUCCGUCUAGGGCAUUUUAUCUUUUUUUAAUCAGAUACUCCUGUCUUAUACUAUGAUGAAUCUACCUUUCUCUUGCUUCAAUAACAGCUUCUGAAGAUUUUUAUUUUUUUAUCAAAAUUACCCAAAGAUUUUUCUCUUUUUUUAGAGACACAAUUUUACUAUUACUUUUUAAUACGGUUCAUUUGGAGUGAGAUGCUUUGAAGCUGACCAACAAAAAAAAUAAAUUUUUCAGAGAGCACAAAAUAAGUGCUCAAUAAAGAGCAGACAUUUUUUUUUAGAUUCUCGGAAUUAUUUUUGCCAGUCAGCUGUUGGUAAUAUUUUUUAUUACACAUGAAAAAUGCUCUAUGUUUUAAGGAGCGAAAAAAAUACCGAAAGUUUUUUUAGUGAAAAAAAAAAAAAGAAGCUCAGAAUCUUCUAUUAAGUCGUUCAAUUGUACGAACAUCGAUCUGUGAAAUCAAAUUUCAGUCUCCAAUUUAUUUGAAGAUAAAAAGAAGAAGCCAGAUUUAGGUUUUCAGAUGCAGCCUUGAGACGCAAUAUCAAUGAAGGUCUUCACACAAGUAACAGAAAAAGAGAUUCGCAAAUUUUCGUCUUAACUAGCCAAGUUUCCAAUAGUCUUUUUUUGAACGAGACAUUUUCUAAGAUCCUUCUUGAAAAAUCAAGACGAGAUCGAGCGAGAAAUUUUUCAGAAGUUUUCCGACUAAAACAGUGAAAAACGAUGACCCAUUGUUUCUGAGCGCUCACGGAAUACCAUUUUUGCCUAUUUCCUAGCUCCAUUUUGAACAAAAAACGACUCAAUUUUGAAUUUGCCAAAAAAAAACUCAGGCACCGACAGCGCGUGUUUAUGUUGCCAAAAGUGGGCACGCGAGGGGUGUCCCUUCUAUCUUUAACCUUUUUUUAACUAAUUAAAAAUUUAUAAAUCCAAUAUUUUUUUCUGUCUGUUUCCCUUUUUUUCUUUCCACUGCCUCAUGUUAUAACAGUUCGAACGCAUUAAAAUUCCUAUUACCAAAUUUUUUUACUUGGAAAUUUUUUUAAAAAAAUUAUUAUUUUUCAAAAAGUUCUCGAAACAGUUUUUAGAAAGUGAGCAGGAGAGCUAGAAAGUAUUAUAAAAUGUAGAAAAUUUAUUUCAGUGCUGUAUAUCCAAUGAAAAGACAAAAAAUAACAAAGAGUUUUUUUCACACCUAUUCAUUCUUCAAACUACUGCUGCUUAUAUCUCAAAAUAUCUCGUUCAAUAAGUCUCGAUUUUUUGUGACGAGACAGUUUCAAAAUCUGUCUCGGUAAUUUGAGACGAGUGAAUUUCUCAUCGAGCACGAGACGAGAAAUCUCGAAAAAUUUUGAGAAGAGAUCUCGCACAACCCUGGUUAUAAGUAAGUUCAUAAACCCCUCACAUGUCUCAUUUUUUUUAAUGGUAAGAGGUCCGCACGGUGAAAUGAACGCAGACCGCUGGACUUGCGCGUCAAAAUAUUAGGAAUGAAAGGGGCGAUUUGACGCCGAUAUCUGUCGGAGGGAAGUCGGCGGUCAUCCAAACAGGAGCGCCGCUGUUUUUGCACCAAAUCGUUCCUCGCUCUAAUCGAUUUAAUCGGCUUUUGCGCUUUCGAUUUUCGGCUUCGUUCUCAGCAAACGGUCUCAAGUUAUUUUUCGAUAUUGCAAGAAAGGGUUUUCCCUACAAAAAAAAAGUUUUAGCUCCGCAUUCAUUUUCACUUGAAUUCGGAUUUAUUUUCAUGGAAAAUGAAUAAAAAUAGUAUACUUUUGCAACUGUUCUCUGAAAUUUCUCAUAAAAGAAAAAUUCACGUCAUCGUUGUUUUUAAAUUGAUGAUUAGAAACAAAUCUUUGAUUUUUUAUCUUUGAAAUGUCAUAACAGCAUUCAAGGACUUAAGGCUUGAAAAUUUUUCUUUUUUUAUAAAUCAGUGUGCUGUAGAAUUUUAAGAGAUUCUGAAAAUUUUUCUCGUCGAAUUCAUUGUUGGCUAGUUCUUCCAAUACUCCACAAAUCAUCAUUUUAUCCGUUUGAUUCUUCCGGUGCUCCGAUCAAGAUGCAUAUAGCCAUCACUCAUUCUCACACUGGCAGCCGCACGGCGUUAAAACUCUUCCACCACGAAAGUGGUGUUUGAAAACGCCCCAGCGAGCAGAAAGGCGGAUAGCUGUUUGAGCAUUUGCAGCUGUCACCGCUAAUCAUCUACCUAUUAAUAUUUUGUUUACUUUUGUCACCAAAAGAGAAUGGUUCGACCUGUUGGCGAUUAUUGUCAGCAAGUUCUGCAAAAAAAGUCAAAAAAAUCGGCAACGCAAUCAUUUCUGAGCAUCGCUGAAUUGUGUUCCGCGCCGCCGAUUCACAGCGCCCGAAGCCUACCUUCGGUCGUUUGGCCCAUGCAUUUUCUACAGCAGAAGCUCGCCGAAAGCAUUUCUCUGCUCAAUUCUACGCUGGAUUCAGUGUGGGUUGUAUGACUCCUUAUUGUUAAGGAUAUAUAACUUGUAAGACCUUGCGGAGUUCGGAGAGAAGUCUUGCAGUAACUUUUUUUUGUCAUCCUCUCGAUGAUAGACGAGGUCAUCUAAAUGAAUAUUUUCGAGAUAUUUAUUCCAUCUUUCUAGUUCAAUACACAAUUGAUCAACUUUUGAAUGUGGUUUGUAUUUUAGAGGGAGUCCAUUUCAAAUAUCAAUAUAUGAAAUUUCUGAAGCUUUGAGUAAAAUCUUUUGGCCUUUUAAUCUUGGAAUUGUAUUCGUUUCGUUUCGUCUUGAUCCUUUUCUCAAAUGAUUAAUAAGAAAUUUAAAAAACAAAAGUUUUGUAAUUGAUAACUUAUUUUAUAACUCUUAAUGUGAAUCAAGGGCUCUUUUGACUUUCCUUCCGAAUUCAGAGAGGAUCUGGUGGGAUGCAGCUCGACGUCGUCGGUCAUGCUGGCCGAUGAGAUGCAUCCAUUGACGUCAUCUACUUCUGCGACGCCCAUUUUCAUCUGCCUCUACGAUUUCCACGGCGUCGGCGAUGAGCAGCUGUCACUUCGCAAAGGCGACCAUGUUUGUCCAUUUCUUUUUGCGGCUUUUUGAACAGAAAGCUUUCAUCAAAUUCAUCAGAACAGUUUUGAGACUGGAUCCAAACUUUAUCGUAAAGUCUGUUAAGUAUUUGUUCCUGAUCUCACUGAGCUUUGUGAUAGUUGAAGUGUAGGAUUUUCUUUUAAAAAAAAGUUUGCUAAGCUAUUUUCCUGCGGCUAACUACUGAACAUGUCAUAAACAAACGUUCAUUCGGCAAUAAUUCACCGCUGCUUGGGAGAUUGAUGAGAAAUGGUCAUUUCAGCACGUCCAGUGUUACAACAAACUUUUUCUGGUAGUUUACUCCUAGUUCUCAGAGAUACGCCUGAGUUUUGCACAUAGUUUAUUCACAACUAGCUUGAGGAUCUGCUAACAAAGGUCUUCAAACUAUUGUCAAAAUAAUUUAAGAAAAUAAAAGGUGUAGGAGUAUUUGUAGUUAUAUUAACACCCAGUUGCAAAUGGAGGAUUAGGUCUCAAUUUUGUCAUUUACGUAUCUCAAUUAUUUUCUUGUUCGAAACAGUAAGCUGUUUUUCACGAUUGUAAUAUGUGGAAAAAAUAUUCAAAGGCUCGAAACUCUUGGAACAAACCUUAAAAUGAUUGCUCACCGCUUUCAGAGCAAUAAUAUAACUUUUGGCAAACAGGCAGAAAAAUUAAGCGAAAAAUGUGUUUUUCAAUUUUUUUUCAUUAUUCCAAUACCAGAAGAUGCCACUAGAAUGAGGAUCCAAAUGAGCAACUUUCUGAAAAAAGUUCAAUAAACAUUUCUGUGACUUUUUCCGAUAGCGAAGAUUUCCACAGUCUGUAAGGAGAAAAGCAUCUGCUUUUUCGGAUUUGUAUGACUUUUUUUUUAGGUGAAAGUGCUCGGGUACAACAAGACGCGCGAAUGGUGCGAGGCGCGGCUGCAAGCGACACGGCGCGUCGACGCCAGCAGUCAAAAACGAGUCGGCCAGAUCGGAUGGGUUCCCAGCAGCUACGUUGCUCCGCUCAACUCGAUGGACAAGUAUCAAUGGUUAGUUGCAGGAGUUCGAGUUGGAAAUUCGAGAAACGGUAUUAGAAAGGCGGGCUUGAAAUAACUAUAAAUCCUACUCAUUUUCUUUAAUCAGAAAUAUUUUUUCGAGAAAAAAAGCUGUUUUUAUAGCAUUUUUCCUUCAAAUUAGGACUGAAAAAAAUCUUGACAGGCAUUAAAAUUUUCAGGUAUCACGGUAAAGUGUCACGAAGCGAGUCUGAGUACAUUCUCGGCUCCGGAAUCAACGGGUCAUUCCUGGUGCGCGAGAGCGAAACGAGUAUUGGACAGUUUUCAAUUUCUGUACGACACGAUGGACGGGUUUACCACUACCGUAUAAAUUUCGACGCCAAUGAGCGGGUUUGAAAAUAAAUGUUUUCUCUUCUUUUGAUAUAAACUUUGCUCUUUCAGUUUUUCAUAACGCAGGAAGCCAAGUUCAAAAACUUGGCAGAACUAAUUCAUCAUCACAGCUUACACGCAGAUGGUCUGAUUUGUGAGUUACGGCGUUUUUAUUUUUUUCACUAAAUUCCUUCAAAAAAAUUAUUUGUUUUUUUGUUCUGAAACUGUCUUCAUUUAUUUUUUUCUGGAAAGUGAGGUUAAGCUUGAACAAUAGGAGAUUUAAAAAAAAUGACAAUCCGAUAAAAAAUGAGACUGCGGUUUCAAAAAUAAUCUUACUAGUGAGAAACGCGACAUCAUUUCCAGUCAAUCAUUUCAAUUCUAGAAAAUCUUCUUUCUCAUUCAUCAUCAUAAAAAUGUUAAAGGCAAGAACUCUUCAAAAGAAACACAACUUUCAAGUGAAAAGGGAGGAAUAAAUGAUUUACCAGGCUCUUUGAUGUACCCGGCGUCCAAGAAAGAGCGUACUCGAGGCGUGUUUUCGCUUUCGCCCACGCAGCCUGAUGAAUGGGAGAUCGACCGCAACGAAAUCGUUAUGCAUAACAAAUUAGGUAAUUAAAUCUCGUUUGAAUUGUCAGGGAACGGAUGCACCCAUCUGCUUGGUUUUUCAGGCGGCGGUCAAUACGGCGACGUUUAUGAGGGAUUUUGGCGACGCCAUGAUCGAACUAUUGCCGUCAAAGCUCUUAAAGUGAGGGAAAAACCGAUUUCGAAGCAAAUCAGACUAGUCGAGCAAUUGUUAAUAUUCUAAAUGAAUUUCGGCUUUUUUUUUAUCAUUUUUAAUGUUUUCGUGAUGGAAUUUCUCAAUGAAAACAAGUUCAAAAAACAUUUUUUAGGAGGAUUCAAUGCCCUUGCACGAUUUUUUUCUUGCAGAAGCAUCCAUCAUGAAAGACUUGAGCCACAUGUGAGUUGAUCUUACGUUUCUUUAUUAUAUAUUUUUUUCUAGGAACCUUGUCCAAUUAUUGGGAGUAUGUACUCGUGAAGCGCCUUUUUUUCAUAAUCACGGAGUUUAUGUGCAAAGGGAAUUUGUUGGAAUACUUGAGGUUGAGAGAUAAUCCGAAAUAAAACAAAAAAAUAUUUUUUUAGAAGAACUGAUAAAAGUUUGCUGCCGCCAGUUGUUCUAAUGAACAUGGCAACGCAAAUCGCUUCCGCAAUGGCUUAUUUGGAAUCGCGACACUUUAUUCAUCGGUUUUCAUUUUUUUUUUCUAAAAUUUUCUAAUUGAUAUAAUAGGGACCUUGCUGCGAGAAACUGUCUAGUCGGGACAGACAACAUCGUGAAGGUAGCUGAUUUUGGUCUGGCUAGGUGAGCUCAAAUCCAGUUUGAAAAAAAAAAACAAAAUCAGGUUCAUGCGGGAAGAUACCUAUACAGCUCACGCCGGGGCAAAAUUCCCAAUCAAAUGGACAGCUCCCGAAGGAUUAGCUUUCAACACGUUCAGCUCGAAAAGCGAUGUUUGCAUAGGCUCCAUUGAUCACUUUUCAUUGAUUUUUUCAGGUAUGGGCGUUCGGUGUACUACUUUGGGAAAUAGCCACUUACGGUAUGGCUCCUUAUCCUGGGGUUGAGCUCUCAAACGUCUAUGCACUUCUGGAAAAGGGAUUCCGGAUGGAUGCUCCUCCCGGCUGUCCUUCCUCUGUUUAUCGGCUCAUGUUGCAAUGGUGAGUUCUCAUGAAUAAGAUGAAAACUUGACAUAAUCGAACACAGUUCCUAUUUUUUCUCUCGAAUCAAAAAGUUUUAGUUGGAAUUGGUCGCCAUCGGAUCGACCUCGCUUCCGAGACAUCCAUGCGAGUUUAGAGUCUUUAUUCCCCAACACUUCUGUCGAUGAAGAGGUGUGUUUUUCUGAUCAUUUCCGGGUUAACUCCCAAAUAUUUAGGUCAGUCGACAGCUCCAAAAAACUCGAUCUCAUCGCCGAUCUAUCGGUAAAGAUACAUUUGAACCAACGUCAGCGGGUCUUCGUAACAUCAGUAAUGAUAGAGAGAAAAGGUAUUUUUAAGAACAAAAGCUUUUAAUUUUGCUCAUUUUAUCGUUCAGAUCAUUUGGACUAACGUCAGAUUCUUUAUCUAGUGCGCUUUUGAGGUCCACAACAGAAUCAAUGUCUUCCAAUUGCGAAAUUACAGUAGGUUCCUGUUUAUUUUCUUGAUUCAGAUUAGAGCCAUUUAGAUGUCGUCAUUUCGAGAUUCUGGAACACUUUCUCCUCGGCAACAUCAACGAAACCUUCCUCUACCAACUCCUCCUCAGGUUUUCUUUUUCCAUUUUCACCCCAUUUUUUCUUUCUUAGAGUGCCAAGCCUAAACUGCUCAAGACAUUACUCCACUCAAAUGUUCAACAAGCCACACUGGAGAGGCCUGAAAAAAAUGAAACAAUGGAAAAAAGUCAAGGUCGUGAGAAAGUUGAAGACAAAGUUGAAAGCAACGGCUCAGGUUUUUUAGAAGAAAAAAGUUAGAAAACAUAUUUUUUUUUCAGAAGAAGUCAAUAUCACGCCGCUUGCCGAGAAAAAUGUUCGUAAAGCUGUGAGCCGAUUUGGUGGUACCAUGCCAAAAGGGGCAAGGAUUGACGCGUAUUUGGAUUCGAUCCGAAAAGUUCAGGCGAGCGGCUGGAGAGGUUACCACAGUUUAAUUUUUACUGGUCUCAAAAAUCGAAUGUAGUUGUUGUUUUAAUUGCAAUCUCGAAUUCAGAAAGUACAGACGCCGACACUGAAGGCGCAGGAAGUUCUUCUAUGAGUCGAACAGUCUCUGAUGACUCUCUUGACGCGAUUCCUCUUCCCGAACCUCUGCAAGGCCAAAGAUCUAGCGGAAACGCGUUUUUGCAGGUUUUCCUCUCCAUUUGACCUAUAUGUAUUAAAAUUUUCCAGCAAAUUCGAUCGAAACUGAAGAAACAAAACGACUUGAACGAACAUGAGUCGGUAGACUCUGACACUGCUGACGGUAUGACUAUCGAAAAUUUUUAAGACUUCAAAAAGUUUGCAGAUUCUACGAGCAAGACAGAGCCACAAUCCGCGGUUAUCAGUGCUGGGAAACGUCUUUUCAACCAGAAAAUGAUGUCUGCCAGUACCACAGAUUUAGCAAAUAAUCAGUUGGUCGAAAGGUCGAAUACUUCAGCGUCUGUCAGGUAUUUGUCAAAAUUCGGAAAGCGGGUGUUUUGGACUCUCGAAUUUUCAGCCGAAAGUUUUUCAAGCAUUUCGUUCUUUCAUCCAACCGAGAGAUGGGAGUAAAAAUCAGAAAUAUGAUUCCAUUUGAAAAUAAAGAAAAUCUCAUUCCCUUUUGAUUUUUUUUUCAGUCCAUCGCCCGCGCCAGUUCCGCCAGUCCGAUUUUUCUCAAGUGCUUCUCGAAAACAAAAUCUCCAAGCUUCAGAAUCGCAGCAAUCCAUUAGCUCUCAGAACGAGAAGGUUUCGCAGACCUUUCUAACUUUUUUCUUACCCUAUACUUCCAGGUCGAUGGAGGUUGUCAGACUGAGUCGGCCGAAACGGGCUGGAAAACAAAACGCGCUGUUACACGGAAAAUCGAAGUUGCCAAAGUGAACAAAUCUCCUCCUCAGCGCUAUCAAAUCUCGAGUUUUAGAAUGAACCUAUCACUAGUGUGGAAGGGGAGUUGAAAGCACGAAUUCGAAGCCUUCGUCACGUGGAGAAAGAUUUUGAGCAGAAGUGAAUUUAAAGUUGGCAUGCCAUCAAUUUUUCGGAUUCUUCAGAGAAGAACCAGAUCGAUUGUCAGACAGUGCCUCGCCGCCGUUCGCAACCACUCCCACGUCGCCAAACGUUUCACCAAGAGAUCCACCAGAAAAAGCGAGAGUCCGACAGCUGGUUACUCAAAAGGUUUAAUUUUUAUUUUUUUAAAAUUAAAUUUUUUUGGAAAAUUUUUAACGGAACUUGUAAAAAAUUGCAGUAAAUCUUGACUUUUUUAAUUCUACGAAAGAGUUCGAGAAAACUUUUUAUUCGCAAAGAAAAUGGAACUUUCAUUUGAAAAAUUAAACUUAUUCGAUGAAUCAAGAUUUUACCUCAAUCUUUUUUCCAAUUUGAUUGCUUUUCAGGUGUUUCCCCUUCAACACCAUCGUCCUUUCUCUCUACAGUGCCAAAAUUCGAGCUCCACAAUUGGUGAAAAUGUUGACGCUUCCAUCAGUCCUCCCCCACCGUCGUUAAACUCAUCCAAUCACAAUUCUCAAGACGAGUCCAAACUGGACCCAAAAAUUGUCGAAUUCCGUGAACAGCCGGCAAGACAUUUCAGCACACUUCAAAGAUUCAAGGCAAGUUGAGAAAAUGAUUAUCCUAGGUAUUCGCGGACUUUUCAGGCCAAGGAAACCGUCGCGGCACAUGGUAAGGAGCUCAGAUUAGAGGAUUCGACAGGAAUGAGCAGAACUCAAUCUCUGCGCGAUAUAACCAGCAAGUUUGAGCAUAUGGGAUCUCCCGCCGCGAAAAUUCCGGAAGGUAAUUGAAAUCAAGUCCCACGCAUUUUUUUGUUAGACUUAUAUCCCACAUUCGGAGAUUCACGGAAUGAUUUAUUCUCUGCAAGUAGGGGCAAUGUGGUGGAAACUCCUAAUGAGCUGAGGUUAUUUGAUAUAACCGAUACUUUGUCGGAAAUCUGAGAACUGAUACGCUCAGUGCUUUUUUUUUUGAAUAAAGGAACACAUUCGUUUGAGAUUCAAGCUGUAAUGUAACGGGAUAAGAAAGGCAAAAAGAAUUCUUAAAUUUCCAUAUGACGUAUAAAUUAGGCAGACAAAUUAUCGUUAAACCAAAAAUUUUUUUCUUGAUAUUGGCGGGAAUUUUUAGAAUAAACAUAUUGAGAUUCUAAAAAGUUUCAAAGUGCAUAAUUAUUUCGUUUCCAAUGAGAGAUAUUAUUAAAUUAAGAACAUGUUUUUCCAGUGCUUCUGUCUUAUUUUUUUUUUCAAAGCCUUUUUCCAAAAACUUGAAAAAUGUGAAAACUGGAGCUUUCGUUCAAUUUACCAAAAUAUUUAUGCGUUACAAUUUUGGAUUAAUUCAUGAGCCGCAAAACUAAAACCCACCUUUUGGCUGAACUCAAAAUACAGUUUUCUUCCAGGUCGACAUGGAGGAGUUCUGGAAGGCCGAUCCAUCAAGAGACUGUCCCUCCUGGAGUCGAAUACUCGGACAGAAAGCGCCAAGCCUUGUCCAACUCGUCCAGCCCGGGUUAAUGAAAUCUCAGAAGAUGCGGCAGGAAACGGCGAUCAGCAAUUAGUGAGCAAGGUGAAAAAAAUCAGAAUACUGGUUAUAAACAGUCCAAUUUUAGAGCUCAAUCAUUUCUCUCUCGCAGCUGGUUGAAGCCAGUUUGAAGACCAACAAAAGCGGAAUAGCUCAACAAAAAACUAUUGAAAACCGUCUUUCCAACUUAAUCAAGUAUAACUUCAUUUUGAUAAUUCGAAAGCAAGCGGUCAUUUUUCAGGCUUUCGGACACGAUCCAACAGUUUCAUUCAACUUGUGGCGUUUACGCUGAGCAAAUAUCCCCUCAUAGUAAAUUCCGAUUCAAGUGAGUUUUUAAGAAAAAAAACUUUCUUUGGUUUUUAGCUAGUCGAAAAAAAAUAUUUUUAUCAUAAUUUCAGUUAAAAAAAGAAAAAAAUGAGACUUGAAUGAAACUAACUUCAUUUUAAAACUACUCCUUGAGUUAGCAGUAGAGCAUAUCGAUCAUGAAGAAAUCCAUCGAUUACCGGAAAAAUUAUUACGACUUAUAAUUAACUUUGAUGGAUUGAAUUCCAGAGAGCUUCUAAAUCGAGUGGAAACGUUCAUCCGUCAAAUGCGUAGCGCAGCGUCUCCAAGUUCUUCUCCGACCUUUGCUGAACAGCAAGUCAUCCCUCUCUUUGAAGAAACUUUCUCCCAAAUUAUGCAACUGGUCAACCGUUGA
Messenger RNA from Caenorhabditis auriculariae, 20974 nucleotides. Lineage: Eukaryota; Metazoa; Nematoda; Chromadorea; Rhabditida; Rhabditidae. The record is from the annotation of a GenBank genome assembly.